Messenger RNA from Ectocarpus siliculosus, 1932 nucleotides. The record is from the annotation of a GenBank genome assembly. NCBI's taxonomy places the organism in Eukaryota, Phaeophyceae, Ectocarpales, Ectocarpaceae.
AUGGCGCUAAGGCUAGCGGGCUACCUAGCGUUCUUGUGGGCGAACGCUGCCCUGGGGUGGACGUUUCUCCGCGAGUCAGCUGCAGGCGGCACGCCGCUCUCGGCCUUCUUCCGGGCGUGGUGGCUGCUGCUGCUGUCGGCGCUGACGACCCUCUCGCUGGUGACGCUCACAACCAAGGACCCUGGAAACGUCAGGAAAUCCACAGCGCAAGCUGGGUCGUCACCGUCGGGCAUGGGCGGCGGCACCGGGGGGGGCGGGGGCGGGGGGGACGACCAGCUGUGCCCCGCCUCGGGGUCUCUGGAGGGUGCCGGGGGCGGCUUGGCACAGCAGCAACAGUACUUCACGCAGGUCUGCUCUCUGUGCAACUACCUCAAGCCGGCAAGGGCUCACCACUGCCGAAUAUGCAACCGGUGUGUCCUCAAGAUGGACCACCACUGCCACUGGGUGGGGCGAUGCGUCGGUGCAGGAAACUACAAGGCGUACCUGCUGACGUUGCUCUACGCCUGCUUGAGCUCGGGCGCCAUGCUCGUGAUCCUCUGGAGGCGGUGGAGGAUGGGCCGCGCACCCGAAAGCGGCUCCGCAGCUGCGACAUCGGGGGGGGUUGUGGUGGGGUGGGUGGAGAUGGCGGGAGUCGCUGUGGAUGGGUUAGUGCUGGGGUUCGUCUUCUGCUCGGUGUCGUACCUGCUCAUCUGGCACGGCUACCUCGUGGCCGGGAAUGUCACCACCAUCGAAUACUUUAAGUGGAAACGUAGCAUGCGAGAUCCGGGGCAGUACGCGCUGUCACCGGGUGCGUCGAUCCGGCUAUCGGAGUACGACUCGGGGCUGUUGUCGAACCUGAAGGAGGCGUUUGGUCAGCGGCUGUGGCUGUGGCCGUGGCCGGGGCUCGGGGAUGGGUGUUGCAACAGAUCCAGAGGCGCCUCCGUGAGGGGCGAGGACGGUGGAGGGGUGCCUAGUAAGGGUGGACGGUGGAUAGGUGCCGCGAGAGCGAAGAGGCUGAUGUCGCUGUUCGCGAAACGGCGUCGGUCCGUCGGAAGCGGCGCCGGCGCCGCCGACGGCGGGGCCGAUUGCGACCCGUCCCCCGUGUGCACCGAAGAGGAGGACGACAAGCUUAACGGGAGCGCCGUCGAAGAUGGUUCGGCGUGCGGUCGCCGAAACAACGGCGACAGCAGCAAUAGCAGCAGGAGAAGAAGAAGGGAGGGGCACGAAGCGGAAGGGUUUGGGUCGGGGUUAGAGAUGUCCGACGUGCAGUCGAUGAUAGACCACGGGGGCGGCCUAGAGCCAGCGUAGCGGGUGGCGGACUUCCUGCUGCUUAGGCGAGUGGACGCCGCUAGGGGAUGCACGCUGCGGGUUCGCUGGGCGAGCUCAAGGAAAGGGACUCGGUUUAUUUUUAGGCAUGAGACCUGCGUACAGUAGUUUUGAUGCCUUGCGUCACCGGGCUGUGUUAAACCUGAUCUGUUUGCGUGUGAGUGUAAAUCGGUGCACAUUGAGCACUGGGCGCAACAUGGGCGUCGUUGUUUGUGUGUCCGAAAAUAGGGGAGAGGGGGGGCGCACUCACGUUUUUGCAUGCCUUCGUUGUUAGACCAUUGACCAGGGGGAGGGGUUAGUCGGUAUGUAGGCGUGAUUUCUGCCCCGUCAAUUGUACAGUACGGCAAGUAGCGCCUCACCAGGCGGUGGUGUCUGAGAAAUAUAUCAGUGAAUGUGCAGUAUUUUAUGUAUGUCAGCGUCUUGGGCGGAGUCUUGAGUCUUCCGGUCCCGCAAGCAUCCACCGAGCGCUCCUGUCAUUGUUGUUUUUUUGUCCUUGUAUCUGUUCUGGGUGUCCUGGUUCAUGUACACUUGUCUGCGCGCAACAAUCGGUUCACAGCAGCAUUGGCUAGACGAACGUCUAGCACUACGCUGGGGAUGGUGUGUGUGUAGGUAGCGACGGGCGGCGUC